AUGAACCACGGUAAAAUGCAUCUUCAGGAGACAGCUGGUCUCUAUGCCACAGCUGCCGCCCUGCGACUUGCGCUCUUCACCUUGUUCCCUGCCCUUCCAGACCUGCUCACUGGCCGUGUCGAGAUCUCAACUCCUGUGACGAGCUUUAAGCGAUUACAAGAAGGCUUGUUCCUGUACAAUCACAAUGUCUCGCCCUACGACGGCGGUGUCUACCACCAGGCCCCUUUACUCCUGCCGCUCUUCUCCCUCCUACCAGACCCGUCUGCGUACCCGAUCUUCACAUACGUCCUGUACAUUAUGGUCGACCUGCUGAGUGCCCAUGCGCUAUACAAGAUCGCCGAGUCUGGCGAGGCAGCUUCGUCAAGGCUAUUCACCUCGGCGCGAAAGGACAGAAGAUGGAGCGGCUACGUCGUUGCUGCCAUCUUUCUCUUUAACCCUUUCACCAUCGCCACAUGCUUAGCCCGACCGACGAGCGUCUUCACUACAUGCGCCAUACUCCACGCCGUAGCGAAGGCGAUUUAUGGCACCCCCUUUACGGCCAUGCUCUCCCUCUCCUUCGCCGCCUACCUGUCCAUGUAUCCGAUCCUCCUCCUUCCGCCAUUGGUCUUACUCGCCUACGACCGGCAACAUGCGUCGAAUAGAAUAUUGUCUCUCCUGCAGUUUGCAGGUACGAACGUUGCCGCUGCUUCAGUGUCCCUCGGCGCGCUCUUCGCCGUCUCUUACCUCCUGACCGGUUCAUGGGAGUUCAUGUCUUCAACAUACGGCAUCCAGCUCACCCUGAACGAUCUGACGCCGAAUGUGGGACUAUGGUGGUAUUUCUUCAUUGAAAUGUUUGACAGUUUCCGCUCAUUCUUCCUGGGCGUUUUCUGGUUACACCUGUCAUCCUACGUUGGUGGGCUCUCGAUUCGAAUACGCUCGCAGCCACUAGCGGUGGUCACGCUUCUACUCGGCAUAUUUGGCAUAUUCAAGCCGUAUCCCAGCGUCUCAGAUGCGAGUCUGUUCUUCGCCAUGCUGCCGCUAUUCCGACACGUAUUCCCUUUGAUGCGAUACAGCUUCCUGACUGCCUCGGUUGUCUUGUACUCGACCUUUCUGGGCCCCGCCUUCUAUCACCUGUGGAUAUAUUAUGGCAGUGGGAAUGCGAAUUUUUUCUAUGCUAUCACCCUCGUGUGGAGCUUGGGACUAAGUCUGCUAGUCAGCGACAUGACGUUUGCUGUGCUACGAGAUGAGUGGGAAGUUGAAAGACCGGAAAUGGUCGGCAAGGAGAUCAGGCAGAUCUAG
This is a messenger RNA of Anthostomella pinea, 1278 nucleotides long. Lineage: Eukaryota; Fungi; Ascomycota; Sordariomycetes; Xylariales; Xylariaceae. The record is from the annotation of a GenBank genome assembly.